CAACCCGACCGUAGCUCAGUUGGUAGAGCGGAGGACUGUAGUUGGUUAUCACCUGAAAGCUAUCCUUAGGUCGCUGGUUCGAAUCCGGCAGGUCGGAAUUUAUUUACUUUUUAAAUUUUCGUAAUACCUCCAUUUGUUAUCCCUGAUCAUCCGCCGCCGUCGUCUUUCUCCAAACCCAAUUUUCCGAUUCCCAUGGCGUGGCGCCGCUUCCUCGUCUGCAGCUUCAACCUCCCCAACCCGGCCAAAACCCUAGCUUCCCCACCCGUCCUCCAAAACCCUACCCUUUUCUUCCCUCUUUCUUCUUCAGCCUCAGCCCACUUCUCCACCUCAUUCCUCGUCACCAAAACCCCCAAAAAGUUCAAGAAGCAGCGCAAGAAGCCCGAUUCCCCUCGCACCAAGCUCGCCCAGCAGCAUCCUUCCACCAGAAACCACCACCUCGAAUCCUUCGUCGACCGCGAUGCCCACUUCCGCUUCCUCACCCGAUCCAAACAGUUCCUCUCCCAGCAGCCGGACCACGUCCUCCGCCUCGACGACGCCGGCAAGCUCUACCGCGAGCUCGGCUUCCCUCGCGGCCGGAAAAUCGCUCGCUACCUCGACCGCCAUCCGUCACUCUUCCAGACCUACCGUCACACGGACAACAAGCUGUGGCUAGGGUUCACGGAUUUCAUGGAGGACCUGCUCGAUGAGGAGCGGUCGAUUAUGGAUUCCAUGGAGAUCGACAGGGUGAACAAGGUCACGAAGCUGUUGAUGAUGUCCAAGGAGAAGCGGAUUCCAUUGAGUAAGAUUCAUCAUUGUCGAUUAUUGUUUGGAAUUCCUGAUGAUUUUCGAGAUAGAGUGGUAAAGUAUCCGGAUCGAUUUAGGGUUGUGGUUGGGAGUGAUGGGAAUCGAGCGCUGGAAUUGGUGAAUUGGGAUAAGAGCUUGGCGGUGAGCGAGUUGGAGAGGCAGUUUAUGGUAGAUGAGGAGAAAGUCAAGAGAGCGUUUAAGUUUCCUGUCAAAUAUGCUAAAGAUUUGGACUUGGAUGAGGGAGAUGCUAGGACGUUGAAUCUUUUGAACACAUUGCCCUUGGUUUCGCCAUACAGCAGCGAUGGCCAUGAGUUGGAUCUCUGGAGCUUGGAGGCUGAAAAGUACAGGGUUGGAGUUGUGCACGAGUUUCUCAGCCUGACUUUGGAGAAGCGAGCUUCCAUUCAUCACAUUGUGGAGUUCAAGGAUGAGUUCUGCUUGACGAAGCAUACGUAUGCCAUGCUGAAGAAACAGCCCAGGACAUUCUACCUUGCUGGGACUGAGAUGAACUGGGCUGUGUUUCUGAAAGAUGCUUAUGACGAGAAGGGAAAUCUCAUUGAUAAGGAUCCUCAAGUGCUUUUCAAUGAGAAAUUGUGUAGGUAUGCUGAAAUGAAGAAAGGGGAGUUGUAAACCUGCAUGUGCUGUGUGCUGAUGAUGCAUAGUUGAAAGACCGACUCUGUUCGUUCACUGUCGUAAUAUGAGUUUGGUAUGGUGGGGAAGUGGAAGAGCAUUGGAGUCCACUUCUUCAGGGUCGCUGCAGUGGAUCAUGUCAAAUUCAGUCAGUUGAACAUAUCGAACAUUACAGGUAUCAUCCUUUGAUCAAUAAAAACACUCUUUGCAUCCUUCGAUCAAUUAGAACACGCUUUGGUUUCCUUGCACGAGAAGCAGCUCUAUGAUUAUGUUGUUGAUUGACCGACAUUCUAUAUGAUUCUGAUUCUGCUAGUUUGUAAUAGUUGAUUCUUGUGUUGUGUGUUCAAGACUUGCUUCCUUCAAUUGGAAGUGGAGUGUACUUAGUUCUCUGACAUGAUACCUAAGGACAAGAGAGAUGCUGAAAUGCCUGCAUUCUGAUAUAGAUAAUCUUUUUAGAGAACUUUUCCUAGGAUAGGAUCUCAGAGUUAAAUCACUUGAUUGAUUUCUCAUGCCCGUGGGUCUACAAGCUAGAAAUGUUCAGACCUCAUCUGUUUUUAACUUCUUAUCAGCUGGCUUGACAAUUUUACACGGAAGGCUUGCUUUCUGUUCAAUUUGGUCUCCAGUAUGUGGGAGUCGCUAGGGGUGAGCGCGCAUUUCACGUCCUCGGAGAAAUGAGGUACAGAGAUUGAAGAGCUGAAACUCAAUUAGGUGUCCCUUCUCUAGUUUCUUCUUAUGUUGUUUUGCCUUCAAUCAAGGAUAAGUAUAAGCAAAAGUAAAUCAGAAUGAACUAAUGCAUGAUCAGAAAAUGUCAUUGUAUGUACCCUUGACAUGAAUUUUGAAGAUUUUAUGUAUUUUGUUGGUGAGAUUUGUAAGAUUUUCAUGUAAUGUUAUAAUUCAGUGCUUGUUUUGGAUACCAUUAUGUGAUACCAUGCAUUCUAACUCUACAUGAGAACCGUAUAAUAGGAUCUACUUUAAACAAUCACAUUCUUAAAUUUGACCACCAUGUGUGGUUGCAAUUUAAACCCGUCCCGCGGGUAUUACUCGAUCCGACCUGCGAUGGAUGAGUAUUACCCGUACUGCAGCAGCGUGGAAUGGGGUAUGAGUAUCUACUUCCGACCAUUCAUGUCCCACUCGCUCGGUUCUAGACCCAUUUUAUCUCAAUUCCUUACGGUAUCCAUACAUAUUUCUCCUAUUUUUACUUUUAUUCAACUAGUUAGAGUCGAUAUUUCAACUUGUUAGACUCAAUUACACAUUUUAUUAUCAACAUUUUUCUUUCAGAAAGUGUUUUUCCCUUUAUUUUAUCGUAAAAAGUAAAUUUGCGCGCAUCUUUCCAAAUAACAUGUAAGAGUGGGUCGACCCGCCCCGCCCCGCCCCGUAUCCUACGGGUUUUAUUCGCCUAGUGUGAGAUUGGGCAUGGGAAUUGAGGUACCCACCCGCCCGUUGGCAUCAUUACAUGUCUCUAGCGAAUCAUUUUAUCAAAUGAUUAGUUAAAUUCUUUCAAGUCUGGACAUAUUGUAUAUAGACACAAUUAUGUGAUCGAUCAAUUCAUGGAUUCUAUCAUGUCUAACACCCAUUUCAUUAUACUCUUGUCCAGAUGCCUUAGCCAAAGUAUCAUUAAUAUCACAAAAUGGUUGGGAAUGAGGUUGUGGGCUGGACUUGGGGAUAUGAUCUAGUUUCAUCGAUUUUUCAGGUUUUAGCAAACCGAAUUAAACUGAUUAUUCGUA
Messenger RNA from Linum trigynum, 3134 nucleotides. The record is from the annotation of a GenBank genome assembly. Lineage: Eukaryota; Viridiplantae; Streptophyta; Magnoliopsida; Malpighiales; Linaceae.